AUGACACUUCCUUCCAGAGAGAGUGACUUCGAUGCCCGAUACCUCCGUCGCCUGGUAGGGACUAAGUUCACUACCUUUUCUGACUUCGACCCCCUGCGACAGCCGUCUGAUGUCUCUUUUUCCGCGUCUCCCAUCUCUCUCUCUGCGGCCCGAGAUGCCUACGUCGUUGGUGAAGAUUGA
Penicillium soppii is the source of this 180-nucleotide messenger RNA. RefSeq lists its product as uncharacterized. The record is from RefSeq and is a predicted model, not a curated record. NCBI's taxonomy places the organism in Eukaryota, Fungi, Ascomycota, Eurotiomycetes, Eurotiales, Aspergillaceae. Bases 1 to 180 code for a protein of 59 amino acids. The transcript has a single exon.